AUGCGGGUAACCCGGCAGGGAGUGCAGGCAGCGGUGUUUGUGGCCGCCUAUGCAGUGGUGCUGGUCCUCGGCCUGGUGGCCAUGUACGCCGGCUGGCUCACGCCGUACUUCACCUGGUUGGCCUCACUGGGCAUGGCGGGCAACGCCUUGGUUGCCCUCUCCUUCAUCCCGGCAUCGCUGCCUUUUCUCGCCGGAUACACUCCGCUCACUCUCGCAUCGGGCUAUCUCUACGGUGUCAUCGGCGGCGCGCUCACCUCGGAGAUCGGUGCUGUCCUCGGCGCCAUGGUCGCCUUUGCCGCCACGCGCCGCUUUGCCCGACGGAAGUUGGCGGCAAAGCUGGGCACCUCGCCGCAGUUUCGGGCUUUUAUUGCUGCUGUCGAUGCCCAGGGCUUUGUCGUCAUCGCUCUCCUCCGAUGCGCGCCCGUGCCCUUUGGUCUCCAGAACGGCGCCUUUGCCCUCUCCAACGUCACCUUUGCUCGCUACACCGCCGCCACCAUCGUCGGCCUCGUCCCCGAGCAGCUGAUGUUUGCCUACUUUGGCUCCACCCUCAAGUCGCUCGCCGACGUUGCCGCCGGCCACGAUGCGCUCACUCCGGCUCAGAGCUACGCGCUGUAUGCCCAGCUCGCCUUUGCCAUCGUCAUCUUUGUUGUCGUCGCCCGCAUCGGCCGAAGGGCCCUGCGCUAUGCUCACGUCGACAAGAUUGAGGACAUCCAGCUCGAGUUUUCAGACGCAGAGCUCGGCGCUGCCUCCUCCGGCCCGCGCAUGCCAUCGUCCGCCGUCCGCCGCCACCGCCCCGAGGACGAGGAGCCGCUGCUGGCCCCGAGUCUGCACAAUCAUCACGCCCCCACCGCCGCCGCCGCCUCCGCCGUUGAUCACGACGAGCUCUCCAACCCGCUGCUCGUCUCGCCCGCUACCGCCGCUCCAGGCCAGGACAGCAAGAACGAGCGCGCUGCUGGCUCAAAAGCCCGGCGCUCACGGCGCGGGCGCUCGUCCACCCCCAUCGCUGCCGCUGCUGCCGCUGCCGCCUCCACUGUCUCGUCACUGCUCUCGAAGAAGGGCAACAUCGAUUGA
Thecamonas trahens ATCC 50062 is the source of this 1071-nucleotide messenger RNA. Its product is annotated as SNARE associated Golgi protein. NCBI's taxonomy places the organism in Eukaryota, Apusomonadida, Apusomonadidae. The coding region runs from base 1 to 1071 and encodes 356 amino acids. The transcript has 2 exons. The record is from RefSeq and is a predicted model, not a curated record.